Messenger RNA from Astyanax mexicanus (Mexican tetra), 2902 nucleotides. RefSeq names its product DEP domain containing 4 (gene depdc4). Bases 164 to 1792 code for a protein of 542 amino acids. NCBI's taxonomy places the organism in Eukaryota, Metazoa, Chordata, Actinopteri, Characiformes, Acestrorhamphidae. The record is from RefSeq and is a predicted model, not a curated record. The transcript is spliced from 10 exons. Gene Ontology annotation, biological process: intracellular signal transduction.
AGCAUAAGAACAUCGUCUCCCUUUUAAACGAUAAGUAAAAGAUGAUAAUUUCAGUACUUUGAUCAGAGCUGUACAGCCAACUAUGUGUUUCAUUAAAGCGCCUCAGGGCUGAUCUAUUAUUCAUGAGCGGGUUUAGGGGGAUGACGCUGUUUCCUGGUGGGUGAUGGCGGUGGAUUUGACUCCGAGGUUUAGGAGGCUAAACAGCGAAACAAGAUGUUUUCGAGAGAACAGACAACCUGCAGGUGUGACAGGGCCGUUCAGAGCAACGCAGCUGUGGAGAAACAUUAUUGGAGCUUUACAGACACAGGUUGAGGUGAAGCGCCACCGCCAGCAUUUGCGUGUGCACAGAGAGUGCUUCACUGGCUCCGAUGCCGUCGAUGUGGUCCUCAGCCAUCUCAUGCAGAACAUCUACUUCUGCUCCAGCGAGGUGUCCCGACUCAAAGCUGCCAGGCUAUGCCAGGCCCUCAUGGAUGCACGAGUGUUCGAGCCGGUUGGUAUGAAACUCUUCCGCAGAGAGAAAGAGAUGGCCUUCGAGGACUCUGGAUGCAGCCUGUACCGCUUUGUGGACUGUGAUGCUCUUCCAGGAUCUGCCAAGAGUAGUGGAGAUGUGGAGAAUGUAACACCAGUAAAACAAAACGGAAAGAAAAAGAAGUGGUCCAGGUUUGAGGAUGUGAGGACCAUCUCCAACCCCUUGGCACAUGGAUCCUCUGACAGAAGGGUGGAAAGGAUACUGCAGACCAUCAACCUCCAGCCAUCUGUGCCCUCUGGUCUAAAUCACGCUGGCUUAUCAACUAGUUGCCUCUCCAAAACAGUGGUACAGGAAGUGUGGAAGCAGCAGACUCUCCUCCAGCUACUGCAGUUAGUGGAGCUGCCCAUGCUGGACUGCAUUCUAACCUCACCUGCGAAACCCGAGUCCCUUCGCAUGCCCUUACAUCGUAACCACGAUGACCUGAUCAUCUCCAACACCUGUGUAGACCGAGAGGUUUCUCAGGUCCUCAAUCUGCCAGAGCUGGACUCCUGGCUGAUGGCGGCAGCAGACUGUCUGGAGCUGUUCCCAGAUCAGCUGAUAGUGGCAACAGGAGAGCAGCUGGUCCAUGACACUUCCAGUGAGGGUGAAGAGAGACUGAGAGUUCAGAAGAGAAUACUGUUUGAUACCAUAGCCAAGUACUACAGCAGUCAGGAGAGAAUGCCCUUAUUGGCUGGACGUUACAUGGACAUCCACACAGGCAUUCUGAAGCUGUUGGACUGCGGGAGGGGUGAGGAUGCACUGAGAGCAUCUCAGCUGUGUCUGCGUCUGCUGGAUGCUAGCUCUAGAGAUGAGCUUCGCAGGCUGCUGGCCUUUAUGGCUGAAGCUGGUGACUCUAAGGCCUUCAAACUGCACAAACAGAUUGAGAACAGGGCUUUGGUAAGCAGGAUGUUUGUGAAGGCUGUGCUGCAGGGUAAAGAUGUGGCUCGUGUGCAGUGUGAGCAGCUCUUACUGUUCCUAAUGGACAACCACUUACACCUGUUUAAGACUCCGGUGUCCCUGAUUGAGACUGUGAGGAAGGCCCUGCAAACCUUACAGCAGGGGAGGGAUCCGGAUAAUGUAGCCCUGUUCGCGUUCUGUCAGCAGGUGUCGGUAAAGAAGUAUAAAGAGCAGCGAGAGAAGACCACUUCUGACAGCCUGAAGCAGCUCAUUGACCACAUCACCCUCAACAACAAGCUCUCCACCAAAGAGAGACGGCGGCUUAUCAAAGAGUUCCAGAAGCACCACCCAGCUGUGUUCCUCCAGCACUUCUCUUCCACCUUCUAAACAGGGCAGAACUACAGCGGGUACUUUCACUGUUAGCCAGUGUCCAGUUCAGAUUUCUGAUUUUUCAUGCUCUAGCAGACCUACUAAACCGGGUAAUUACAGGCUAGACUUGCCCAUCUCUGUACAAGACGAAGCUUUGGUACUUUGCUAAAACCGUUGCUGUUAAUGGUAAAAUGAUGUUUACAUACUGCUGUAUGUAUUUAUUCUGCUGUAUGUACUUGCUGGAAGAUAACUGUUUAAUGAAGGAUGGGUUAAAAAGCUUAGCUUUAUGACACUAAAUCCAUAUUUGUCAUAUCACCAAUAUCAUAUCAAAACUUAUUUACUAUAUGUAAAUAUUAAAUGUCAAAUAGACAUUGAAAAGGGUCCCUUUACAUUAAUUGAAGUAAAGAACCUUUUUUCUUUACCUAAAAAAGAGAAAAAAUGAGAUUUUGUUAUAAUAAGCAUAAUUUCACAAAUGCACACUACUACUACUGAACUGUUUUAGAGCAAAGGAACACAAACUUUUAUUUAAAUUAGUUUGUCAUUCAAGCCAUGAUGUUUAAUUGCUUUUAAUUUCCUCAUAUCCUCAGCUGAGAAUUACUUGAAUUGAUGUAUGUUUAAAAAUAGUCAGGGAUGUGUUUCUUCUUCUUCUUCUUCUUCUUCUUCUUCUUGGUUUUUGUUCUAUUUUAUUAAUGUAGUUUUGUUAAAUUUACUGGAUGCUGAAUGUCUUGAAACUAAUGAUUUGUUGUGAUUUGUUCAGUUUUUGGUGAAAUAUGUGAAAAUGUCUAACAUAGAAAGGGACGUAUAUUGUAAAAUGUAGCAGAAUGCUAAAUAAUAUUAAUAUACAAUUGAAUAUUUAACAAAUUUUAUAGUUUUGAAUUAGAAUGAAUUGAUGUUGUAGUUCUGUACCUGAACUGGAUUAAAUAUAAAUAUAUAGAGUGGUGGACAGAUAGUCACAGACUGUAAUUGAACUGCUAGUGCCAAAAUGGUUACCUUGUAUUUGUAUACUGCUUAUGUUAUGUUAGAAGAACUUUUAUGACAAGGCUUGAAUACUGGAGUUCUAACAUAUGCACUAACAUGUGCACUAAUGUCUUUAUGUUACUGAAGUAAAAUUGACAUGUUGCAAAAGUA